AUGUUAGCAAGAAAUAAUAUUAUUUUAAAACAUUUUAAUAAUUUUUUAAAUUAUAGUAAUAAACAAAAUAUAAAUAUUAUUUAUAACAAUAACAAUAACUUUAACUUUAACAAUAAACCUAGAAUGCAUUUUUCAACAUUACUUAAUAAUAAUAAUAAAAAUAAUAAUAAUAAAAAGAAUGAAGAUGAAAUUAAUAAAUUUUUUAAAGAUUAUAUUUAUAAGUCUUCAAAUUACAGUUUAGAACAAAAAAAGAAAUUAAUUGAAUCAUUUGUAUUAGAUUCACAACUAAGUGAUAAUAAAAUUUCAAAAGAAGAGAUUAGAAAUAUUAAUAUUUCGCCAAUUUCAUCAGAUAUAUUAGAAAGCUUUAUUAAAAUUAGAGAUGAUUUAGAGAAAUAUAAUUGUCAACCUACAACUACUUCUACUACUAAUACUACAACCAAUACAAAUAGAUUAGGUGAACAAUUAUAUUCAUUCGAUACAUUAUUAGGUGAAUUAAUUAAAGAGAAUUUAAAAAGUCAUCAUAGAUUAUAUUGUAAACCAUUAGAUAUAGAAAAGAUGGAACCAAAAAUUUGGAGACAAAUAGUUGAUAAUGAAGCAGUACAUCCAUAUGAAAAUCCUUUGAAUCCAAUAGAUGAAAUUAAACAAAGAACUGGUAAAAAUAGAACAUGUUUAGUUUUAUUUCAUCCACUUUUACCAAACAUGCCUUUAAUGUCUUUAUAUAUUGCUUUUACAAAUGGUAUACCAAAUAAUAUGCAAAUUAUUGAAAAUAAUAAUAAUGAUAAUAGUUCAUCAACAUCAUCAUCAGCAUCAUCAUCAUCAUCAUUAAAUAUUGAUUCAGCAAUAUUCUAUUCAAUUUCAUCACUUCAUAAAGGAUUAGGUGGUGUUAAUUUAGGUCAUAUAUUAAUUACAAAAGCUGUUGAAUAUAUUCGAUUGGAUAAACCUGAAAUUAAGAAUUUUUGUACUCUUUCACCAUUACCACGUUUUAAAAAAUAUUUAUCAAAAAAUCAUCCAAAAUUCGUUGAACAUAUUAAAGAUAGAGCAUCUUUAGAAGAAGUUAAACCACAAUUACAAUCUUUAGCAUUAAAUUAUAUUUUUAAAGAGAAAAGUAAACCGAAUAGAGUGUUUGACCCAGUUUGUAAUUUUCAUUUAAAGAAUGGUGCUUCAAUUUAUAGAUUAAAUUGGGAUGCUGAUGAAUCAGAGAAAAGAAUUGAUGAAAGUUAUGGUAUAAUGAUAAAUUAUUUAUAUGAAAUUGAUAAAUUAGAUUCAAAUUCCAAGAAUUAUAUUGAAAAAGGUAUUGUUUCAACAAAUCAAAUAUUUGAUAACCAAUAUAAAAACAAUAGGUUUCUUUAA
Molecule: messenger RNA, 1350 nt
Organism: Dictyostelium discoideum AX4
Lineage: Eukaryota; Evosea; Eumycetozoa; Dictyosteliales; Dictyosteliaceae
Exons: 2
Coding region: 1-1350 (449 amino acids)
Biological process (GO): fatty acid biosynthetic process
Molecular function (GO): malonyl-CoA decarboxylase activity
Source: RefSeq, a predicted model, not a curated record